CUUCCAUCUUUUACCAGUUUGUCAAAAAAAUCCCAACCAUUGAUAGGUUAGCUGUCAAAAACAACACAAUGUUAUAAAAAAAACUUAAACGGCAAUAAUUAUAAAUAAAUAAAUUAUUUAUUAAUUAUUAUUAUUGAUUGUUGGGUAUAAUAAUAAUAAUGACUUCUAAAUCAGAUGUUACACUUGAUCACUUUUAUGUUUUUAAUGGGAAUUACUCCAAAAAAGAAGGAGAUGAAGAAAAAAAAAUAUUUUAUUAUUAUCCAGAAAAAACUGAUGUCGACACAAAAAUCCGUAAUGUCGGAUUGAGCGAAGCAAUUAUUAAAUUUACUGAAUCGUUUAAUCCGGGACAAACAUGUGAUUAUUGCAAUAAUCACAAAACAAGACAGAUUUAUUAUCAGCCAGAGCCAGAUUUCUGGAUGAUUAUGAUUAUUGGAGUACCUUAUGUGGUGAAAAAUAAAGACGGGAUUGAUUAUACCGAGUAUCAGCAUGACGAAGUAUCAAGUUCAGUGUGUCAGGCUAUACUUAAGCAAGCUUAUAUGAGAUUUAGACUAUUUAUGGGAUCGUUUGAGACUAUUUUGAAUGAUCCUCAGUAUGGGUCAGUUACGUUACUCAAACAUAAAUUAGAUUAUUUUUAUACUGGGUAUUUACCAUCAUUAAAGCUGAAUCAUCGUGAUAUACUAGAUAUUUUUCAAGGACUACAAUUUUUACCGUUAGAUAAAAUAACAUUUUUAAAGGUCCAAUGUUUUAUGAACCUUAUUGAAGCGACAUUCCCUCAGAUAAAAUACACAGCAUUCCUAUAUAACGACCAAUUAGUAUGGAGCGGAUUAGAGCCAGAAGACAUGCAAGUUGUUUAUAAUUAUUUAAUAAGCAGUCUUUUGCCAGAGUAUCUAGAAAAAGAAUUUCACAGCGGGUCAAUGCCACGUAAUUCAGCUUCACCUUUCACAAGUUCUCAUUAUGGAAAAUUUGUCACUGGAGCAUCGAGCCUAAAUGAAUCAAUCGGUAUUACAAAAUCGCCAAAAGUCUUUAUAAAUUAUCCAAAUAAACCUACCUCAUUAUAUUUAGUAGUUUAUAGCGCGUUAAGUGCAACUCUCUGCCUAUUUGUCGACAGUACAAGUUUAUUAAUUGACUACUUAAAAAGUCUCGACGCAUUCUUGGGUCCUCAGUUGACAACUCUGGUGAACACUGUAGCAGAACAGUACUCCAAACACGUACCAGAUGUAUCCGACUCAGCUCCGAAGUACCUUUACUUCAACAGACUAAAUUUGGCAUACAAGAGUACGAUCCACCUGGACAACAGACGCUGCUCAAAUGUACUGACAACUCCAGAAGUAUUGAGAAUAAUCACAGAUAUUAAUAGUGAUUCAAACAGACUGAAGGAAGACGGUGAGACGAUUAUUAAAACUAUGAGUGACUAUUGGGUUGUUGGAAAAUUGUCUAACUUACGGGAAUUUUAUGUUGUGAUACAACAAAAAAAUGCAAAUAUUAUUGAAAUUGAUGAUGAAGUAAAACGACUGUGUGACAAGCAAUUAAAAAGUAUAUUUUUUCAUUAAUUAUAAAAAAUAAUUCCUAGAAUAAAAAUCUAUUAAUUCAA
This is a messenger RNA of Cotesia glomerata, 1591 nucleotides long. RefSeq names its product vacuolar fusion protein CCZ1 homolog (gene Ccz1). Bases 159 to 1550 code for a protein of 463 amino acids. Gene Ontology annotation, cellular component: intracellular membrane-bounded organelle; Mon1-Ccz1 complex. NCBI's taxonomy places the organism in Eukaryota, Metazoa, Arthropoda, Insecta, Hymenoptera, Braconidae. Gene Ontology annotation, biological process: vesicle-mediated transport. The record is from RefSeq and is a predicted model, not a curated record. The transcript is spliced from 9 exons.